AUGCGGUUUUUGUCCAUGGUGCCCAGUACGAUGCCGAAAGGAAAAAGCAUGAGCGAGCUUGGACUGAUGGUCAUGCCCAUGUCAUUUGUGCUACUAAGUCAUUUGGCAUGGGUAUUGAUAAAAAAGAUGUGCGGUUUUGUUUUGUACAUGUCAUUUCCAGAGAGUCUUGAAGACUAUUAUCAAGAAAUUGGCCGUGCUGGAAAGGAUGGAGAGCCUGCUGCUUGUACAUUGUUUUUUAAGCAUGAGGAUAGGUCUUUCCAUCUUCACAAUAUUGUUAAAAUUGAGGACAAAGAGUAUCAAAAACAUAACUACAAUUUGCUUAACCAAAUUGUUAACUAUUGUGACAAUAACAUGUGUCGGCACAAGCAAAUCUUGUUGUAUUUUGAGGAGAAUGUUGCAGAAUGUGAAGACAAAUGCGACUUUUGUACUAGCAACAAAACAGUCGAAUUGAAAGAUCGCACUUCAGUGUCAAAAAUAAUUGUGCAAGGUCUGUUGGCAAUGGAAGAAAGGAAAAAAAAAGAUAACAGUUUUGCUAUUAACACAGUUCUUGCUUGGGUCUUGUGCCACUGAACUACAAGUUUUAUCAUUAAAUAUGGUUAAAGAAUUUGGUUCUGCAAAACCUCAUUACAGGCAGAGAAAUGGAAGGAAGCAACUACAGAGAUUGAUCUUCCAUCUCAUUGUUAUUGGGAUCAUUAAAGAAGAACCAGCUGGUACUGCAGACAGGCCUUCUGUUGUUUUGGCAACAGGUAACACAAAGAAACUAAUGGAUGGUUAG
Paramuricea clavata is the source of this 775-nucleotide messenger RNA. NCBI's taxonomy places the organism in Eukaryota, Metazoa, Cnidaria, Anthozoa, Malacalcyonacea, Plexauridae. The record is from the annotation of a GenBank genome assembly.